Messenger RNA from Schizophyllum commune H4-8, 960 nucleotides. RefSeq lists its product as uncharacterized. The record is from RefSeq and is a predicted model, not a curated record. Bases 20 to 697 code for a protein of 225 amino acids. Gene Ontology annotation, cellular component: mitochondrion. Lineage: Eukaryota; Fungi; Basidiomycota; Agaricomycetes; Agaricales; Schizophyllaceae. The transcript has 2 exons.
CGUCGUGCGAGCCACCACCAUGUCGCGCCGCCUCCUCGCCCGCAUCCCGCUCUUCCGCACCAUCGUCCCCCGCCUCGCAGCACCCAUCCUGCCCACAGCACGUCCGGGAACAACACCACUCACUCAAACCUCCCGCACGCGCCUGUCCCCCUUCGCCUCACCAUCAUCGCGCCCGUUCUCCUCCAAACCUCCCGAUGAGCAUGCACCUCUACCACCCAACGCCUCCCUCUCCGCCCGCUUGAAGCACCUCAUCAAGGCCUACGGCUGGUAUGCCCUCGGCGUCUACCUUCUCCUCUCUGUCGCCGACUUCUCCGUCGCCUUCGCCGCCGUCAAUGUCUUCGGCGCGGAGCGCGUCUCCGCGGUCGCCGGCACCCUGAAGGAAACAGCCCUCUCCAUGGUCUCGACCGCGCGCCCGCCAGAGCCUGGCAAGGAUGAGCUCGACCCCGUGCAGUCGCGCAAGGGGAACGAGGGCCUGUACGCGAUGAUCGUGCUCGCGUACACGAUCCACAAGACCCUCUUCCUGCCCGUCCGCGUGGGGCUGACGGCGGGUCUGACCCCCAAGCUGGUCAACUGGCUGCGCGCGCGUGGCUGGGCAGGCGGUGCGGGCACCCGGCGAGCUGCGUCGGAGAUGCGCGAGCGGGCGACCGAGAUGCGGGAUAGAAUUCGCAGACGAUCGGGAGACAGUGACAGGGAUUGAGCAUAGAAACCUGGAUGACCAUCAGUUAAAACACCGACGUCGCCGCCGCCGUUACUCAUACGCCUCACAGGCAUCGUCGACCUUCCCGUCCGCACCGUGUUCACUCUCAAGGAUCAGCUCAUCAGGGCUAUUAAAUAUACAGCUUGCUAUCCAGUAUCGUACACGGUGCGCAUCGCGACCUCCGCUCAUAAUACAACUGCGCAGACAAGAAACGGGGUGGGAAGGGGGAACGACACGCUCAGGCCGCAGGCGCCUCGUUGUCU